Molecule: messenger RNA, 743 nt
Organism: Sebastes umbrosus (honeycomb rockfish)
Lineage: Eukaryota; Metazoa; Chordata; Actinopteri; Perciformes; Sebastidae
Gene: dad1
Product: defender against cell death 1
Exons: 3
Coding region: 112-453 (113 amino acids)
Biological process (GO): protein N-linked glycosylation
Cellular component (GO): membrane; oligosaccharyltransferase complex
Source: RefSeq, a predicted model, not a curated record
UCUUUGUAGCACCGAACGGAAGGACACGUCACUCAUUCUGAUUCCGGAAGAGGACCUCUGUGUGCAGAAACUCCUUCAUUCACAUCUGAACCCGAAUUAAACGACAAAAUCAUGUCGAACUCAGUGAUCUCGGUUGUUUCUCGGUUCCUGGAGGAGUACACCGGCACGACGCCCAACAAGCUGAAGGUGGUGGACGCGUAUCUGCUGUACAUCUUGUUGACAGGAGCUCUGCAGUUCCUCUACUGUCUGCUGGUCGGAACCUUCCCUUUCAACAGCUUUCUGUCGGGCUUCAUCUCCUGUGUGGGCGCUUUCAUCCUAGCAGUAUGUCUUCGUAUCCAGAUCAACCCACUAAACAAAGGAGACUUCCUGUCCAUCUCCCCAGAGAGAGCCUUCGCUGACUUCCUAUUCGCUCACACCGUCCUCCAUCUGGUUGUGAUGAACUUCAUUGGUUGAAACGGACGAGCAUCUGACUCACGGUGUCCUCCCUCUCAGAAGAUCACGACGAGAGAAGUUAUCAAAUCUCCCCUUCAAGACACGAUGCUACAUCUUGUGUUUGUGCCACUGAGUCACAUCCCACCAUCAACAGGGAAUUAGUUGCAUCUUGUCAAACACGAUGCAGUACAAUUUUCUUACAGAUAAUGAUUGAUUUCGUGCAUUGUUUUUUGAUAUAAAAGUCUGUAAAGCAUUCCCUUUUUGCACUGAGAAGAAGAAAUAAAAACAACUCAAAUGGUGACCAUGAGAAA